AUGGCUUCUUUUCCUGCUGCUCCGUCCAUGGCCCGCUCUGUCCGCGCCGCGGCGCAACCCGGAUUGAAAGACACGCAGAGGUCUUCCUAUCUCAUGCAGUUCUAUAUCAUUCAACUGCAUAAUUAUGCCAAUGAGCAGGCGUCAAUCUCGAAGCGUAGCCUCGCUUGCAUCAAGCUACACGAAAUCACAAUCUCCCAACUCACUGGUCUCGUGAAAAAGCCUAACAUCUCCAAGGACGAUAUCAGCAAGCUUCUCCAGAUACAUCGGGCCCAACUUACUGCGGCCCGGAAGGAGCAACAGGCUGCCUCCUCGAACGAGAGUCGAGCAAGGGCCCUAAUAUCAACCCACAUCACAAAAAACUCCAAAAUCCGCACCGACAUCCCUGCCGCCACGGUCUUCGGCAGCCUGGUGGACGAUCUAGACACCGUCGUCUAUGUCCUCGACGAGGCCCUGCCUUCCCUCAGCCUGCAAACGAGAGAAAACGAUCGAUUGCGCUAUAUUCUCGCUUCAAAGAACAUGGAAAUUACCGGACUUGAAGAGCACAUUGCACACCUCAAGCCCAACCAUCAGGGGUUGACCGUCAUUGUCUUCGAGCAAGUCAAGGUCCGCAAGGAGAAGAGAAUUGUGGUUGGUGGGCAGGACGAGGACGAUGACGAGAUGACUGAUGACGAAGAAUUGAUUCACCUGGAUGAGGAUUGGUCGAAACAUGUCACCGGCGUAUGA
Colletotrichum higginsianum IMI 349063 is the source of this 723-nucleotide messenger RNA. RefSeq lists its product as uncharacterized. The coding region runs from base 1 to 723 and encodes 240 amino acids. The transcript is spliced from 2 exons. Lineage: Eukaryota; Fungi; Ascomycota; Sordariomycetes; Glomerellales; Glomerellaceae. The record is from RefSeq and is a predicted model, not a curated record.